Molecule: messenger RNA, 597 nt
Organism: Soboliphyme baturini
Lineage: Eukaryota; Metazoa; Nematoda; Enoplea; Dioctophymatida; Soboliphymatidae
Source: the annotation of a GenBank genome assembly
AUGGCGAUGACCUUCUUCACGGUGGCCGUCAGCCGCAGGGCCGCCGCCCUGGUGCCACGUCGCCCAAAGCAUCGUUCGAAGGUGAACCCGCAGGACCAUGUCUUGACGCCAGCCGCGCCAACCACUGCGGCGGUCAAUGCGUCGGCGACCGCAAUUCGAAAGCAGAUCUCAAUAAUCCCCUGGUUCAGCGGCAUCCGAUCCGGGAUCAUGCCGGCGCCCUCGCGGCGGCUGCCGGCCGGCUUCAAGCUGAACAGCAACGGCAUCACUUGUCUGGUGGUCAUCGUCGGAAGUGCAUUCGUCGUCGAGCAGUUGUCGUACCUGGCCGACGCCGCCCGUUACUUCAUGUCCACUGACAUCGAGCUGUUGGACGACAACAGCUCUCGAUGGAAGGUCGAUCAGCAGUUCUCGAAGGCGCUCUACUACUCGAUCACUGACUGUCUGGUGAACGUCUCACAGGUGGUGGCUCACUCGAUACACUUCUACUGCUUCUUGACCUUCAGCCGAACUUUCCGCAACACAUUCUACCGUCGGAUGUCCAAGAUCAAGCAUUCGGUCGUCUUCUUCACGCGGCUGCUGAAGAACCUUCUGUGGCCAUGA